ACCUCUCUUUUUUCUAUAGUGGCCGACUAGUAUUUUUUUCUUGUCUGUAAAAGUGGCUAGUGACUCUCUAUUGCUUGCUGAAACUUGACAACACAACCGAGUACAUCUGCAUUUAUUGCUGUAGCGAAUUGAGUUAGCCAAUUUGACGCCAAACGAAUCUCUGCAGCUAUGGCUUCGGAAAUUUCAUCAUUCCUUUUACCGGGCGACCGAUCCAAGGCUGGCCAGCUCGCCAUUGUCAGUCUUGCGCGCGACGAUUUUGCUGCCAUCAACCUCGAUAAUUCAACCGGAGCAGUCGAUGGAUAUGCCGAGGGAGCAGUAUUAAACACAAGAUUCGGAUCAUUCCCACAUUCGACCCUCCUCAAUGUCCCUUGGGGCUCUCAGGUGCGGGCAUCGACCGUCGACACUGGCUCGCGAGGCAGAAAGAGACGUCUUGAUGCGACCGACGAUGACACGCCUGCUGCUAGCCAGGAUGAAAUUGAAAAGUCAGACAAGCAAGCUCCUGCGAAGAAGGCCGUUGUCGCGUCUAGCGGUUUCGUAUAUCUGCUGCGGCCAUCACCAGAGCUCUGGACAAGCAGCUUGCCGCAUCGAACGCAAGUUGUAUACACUCCCGACUACAGCUACGUGCUACAGCGCAUUCAAGCACGACCUGGAACGAGAAUAAUCGAGGCUGGAGCAGGCAGUGGAAGUUUUACGCACGCAUCAGUUCGAGCUGUGUGGAACGGCAACCCUGUCAGCGAUGAGGACGUCAAGGGCAAGGUUUUUAGCUUUGAAUACGAUGAGAUCAGAUACCACAAGAUGAAGGAGGAAAUCAAGGAGCACAGUCUGAACAGCAUGGUACACAUCACACAUAGAGAUGUUUACAGAGACGGCUUCAAUGUCGACGGAAAAUCUCCCAAAGCAACGGCCAUCUUCCUGGACUUACCUGCCCCAUGGAAAGCUCUUCACCACUUGUCACGGCAGAGAGUAACGGCUGACGAGCAAAGCGGCUCUGAUGAUGGAAGGGAAUGGGUAUCUCCGCUGGACCCUAACCAGAGCGUACACAUUUGCACCUUCUCACCGUGCAUUGAGCAGGUCAGCCGUACAGUGACGGAGCUGAGAAAGCUCGGCUGGAUCAAUGUCUCCAUGGUGGAAAUUUCGAAUAAAAAGUUCAACGUCAGCCGCGAAAGAGUAGGCAUUGAUUUGCCUAAUGAUCGAGGCAACACGCAGAGUCCUGCCGAUGUCACGGAAGCUAUUGCCAAACUCCAAAAAGUUAGCAAGCGCAGUCAGGAAUUCCACAAGUUGCAAGCGCAGCAGAAUGCCAAGAACGGCGUCUCCAGCGAGAUGGAAAUCGAUACACCGGAAACCACCAGCAAGAACCCGUCGCCGCCCCGCGAGCUCGAGAAGCAGUGGCUGUCUGGUAAGCUGGUGACUCGCCCGGAGGCCGAUCUCAAGACGCACACGUCAUAUCUAGUCUUUGCUGUUCUGCCACGUGAAUGGAGCGAGGAGCAAGAGGCUGCCGCACUGGCUAAAUGGCCUUGCGGAGAGGAAAAGGGCACGAUUGGCAAUGUUACCAAGGCGGCUCGUAAGGAAGAGAAGCGGCGCCUGCUGCAGCCCAAGAAGAGAAGAACCGAAGGCAACGAUACCCAAUAGAGACAACAUUAAACCUGUACAUAUAUGAAAACCAAUGCACUGUAUUUAAUAGAUGAAUCUCAAGCGCCCAGA
Messenger RNA from [Torrubiella] hemipterigena, 1701 nucleotides. The record is from the annotation of a GenBank genome assembly. Lineage: Eukaryota; Fungi; Ascomycota; Sordariomycetes; Hypocreales; Clavicipitaceae.